ACCGAACCGGGUUCACUGCGAUUCCCAGCGAAUGCCCACGCAUGCGCCGCAAAAACCCAACCACGCAGACUUCAUUCGGCUAGGGCGGAAACGCUUUCCGGUGUAGAUAUACCAGAAAUAUUUCUGCUCUUCUGCCGUUAUGCUGCGUCGUCGGUGGCCGAGUCCCGAGUCCUGAGUCCUGACUCCUGAUAGCUGCUGGCUGAUAGCUGAGUGCAGUGUCGAGUGUUUGUGUUGAAUUAAAUCUACAUUUUAAGGACACACGGUGAGCUGUCCAAAAAACCAUGAGCUACGGUCGGGCCUAGAACUUAGAGCCCCAUCUAUUGUGGAACCUUUCGAAAUCGGAUUUGGAAACGGCAAGCUGCAACUUAUCCACUGAGCCACACAGAGCCGCAAGAGCAAAGAGCCAGGAUGUUGAUCCGCUGGAAGAGCAAAGACAAGAGCGCCUCCUCUAACCAGAGCGCCUGCGGCAGCAGCAGCUCCUCCUCGAAGAAGAAGCGCAAGGGAAGAGAAGGCGAAGAAGACUGGCAGAAUGAAGCAAAAUCGGGACGACUUCCGCCAAACGAACAGGGUGGCGACGAACGACGACGAGCCAUGCGUCGCGAUGAUCCACGACGGCACACGCUCGGCGGCGACAUGUUGGUCUACGGCGGCUCCCAGCAUCCCCAUGCUCAUCAGAUGGCGCCCCAGCAGCAGCGCGCCAUGGAUCUGGAGAUGAGCACGCGCGCCCAAAAGAACAAGAAAAACCAGCCGAUGAGGGGCUAUGCACCCGUUAAUCAGGGACCUCUGUUCGACGACGAUCCGGGCAUCAUGUCGGAGGUGGAAACGGCCAGCACAGGAUUCCGGAGGGGCGGCAAGCAGCGCUCCUCGCUCCCCGUGGUACGCACGCCCUCCAAAACGCUGGAGCGCCCGCUGGGCCUGGUCUUUCUGCAGUACCGCUCGGAGACGAAGCGCGCCCUGCUGCCCAACGAGAUCACCUCGAUCGACACGGUUCGCGCCCUGUUCGUGCGCUCGUUCCCGCGCCAGCUGACAAUGUCUUAUUUGGAGGGGCCGAAUGUAAAGAUCUACAUCCAUGAUGCCAGCAAGGACAUGUUCUACGAGCUGGAGGAUGUACGCUCCCAUCUCCGCGAAAUACGUGAUCGUUCCGUGCUGCGCCUAUUCGAGUCCACCGAGGUGGCGGCCCCGCCCCAGAUCCUGCCCGGCGGCCCGGGCAUACCCCAGCCCCUGCCCCCGGCGCAGGCCAACUGGGACCAGGAUCAGAGCUACUUCAGUGAGCCGGAGUUCGACUCGGAUUACAAGCACCAGCACAUCCACAAGUCAAAGAUUGGGAAACAACCGGCACCCUACUACGUGGGCUCGUCGCAGACAUUGCCCCGCGGCAUGUACUCAUCAGAACGCAACAAGGUGUCGAUGGGAGCACCUGUGAAACCACUCAGAUCACUCAAUCCAAGGGGUAGCAUGGAACCCCUGUUUCCCUACACCCCGGAUCAGUUAUACAGCAUUCCAGACGGAUACACCAGUUCUCCGGAGCGCAGCAGCCGUGGAAACUAUGAGGAGCCGUACUACAGUCAAUACGGCACAAGGGGCACUGUGGUGGCGCCCAUUAUCGACGAGGAGCAGAGUGACGGAACCAUGACCGAGGAUCAGUACGCACUGUACGGCAUCAAGGUGGGACCCAAUCGUCUAACGCAUCGCGGCAACCAGAUAUACGAUCCCACUAGGCCAGAAGAUUUGCACCGUAUUCGUGUGGAGCACAUGGAACGACAGCUGGCCAACCUGACGGGCCUCGUGCAGAAGGCUCUGGUCAACCAGAAUCCACAGAUUGCCCCGCUGGCUGUGCCCACAUUGGAUUCCAACUACCUGGUCGUGCCGUCGCAGAUGCAAGCCAACGGCUCCGGGGACGAGCUGUACAUUCGGGAGAAAGCUCCCAAGUUGGGCAAAAACUCGUGCCAAAAAUCCGUGUCCUUUGAGAAGUCCGUAUCGUUUAGCGAUGAUAUACAGGGAAUACCAAAGUCUCACAACCCUCUACAUGCCGCUGACACAAAGCCAACCAAGCCGGCAAUCAAGUCGUCCACCCUACCACGCACCUCGUCGCAAGAGCGCGACCGCCUAAAGCCGCCGCCGCCGCCCAAGCCGAUCGUGUUGGCUCAGACCGCCCAUCCCAACUACCGAGCGGACAUCGCACUGGCCCCCGAGGUGUACAACCAUCUGCGCGGCCUGCAGAAGAAGGCAAAGGACCUGCGUAUGGAGGUCCGCACCCUGAGGCGCCUCUCCCAGGCCCAGGCCGUUGCCGUGCGCGAGGACAUCAAGGGCACGUUUAUGCGCAUUCGUGCCACCCUGCUGGCGAGCAGCGGCAGCUUCUGGGAUCACCAGGGCGACCAGGAUGCCACUCGCAUUUCGCGCGAGGAGGAGCUGUAUAAGCAGGAGGUCAUCCGGCUGGAGAAGGACCUUAGCGACCUAGAGGGAUCGGUGGAGAAUCUGCGCGGUGAGGUAAUCAACCGUCGCACUCGCGUCAACAUGACCGCCGUGGAGGACAUGGCCUUGGUGCUAAGUCGGGCUAGCAAAACUGUCGCCGAGCUGAAGCUCAAGUUCCCGGCCCUUUCGAAUGGCUUGCGCUGCAUCCUGUCCAACGAGAUGGAGAAGGUGGUGCGAGAAGAAAAGUUCCUUAAAGAAGAGCCCGAUCGCUUGGAAUCGGCGCUGCGUCGCUGCAAGAAACUAACUGGCACCCUGGUGACGCUCAAACGCCUGGCCAGCGUGCAGGAGCAACGGCUGCCGCCCAAUGAGCCAACUAUUAGUGAGGAGCCGCCGCGAUCGGCGGACAUCUCGGCGCCGGACAAGCCAAUCCCAACACCCAGGAUGGGGUCGUUCGCUCUCAGCGGGGGACUCGCACCCGAAAACGCACUCGAUGCUCUGCUAGAUGAGCUCAAGACAUUCUCCAAGCCCAUUGCCCAACAACAGCAACAGCAGCAGCAGCAGCAACAACAGCAGCAGCAACACCAGCAACUAUACGAGAUUCGCCCUGAAGAUUCGGCAUCCGAUGAAAGCGCACAGGCCGCAGUACAAAGCACCGUCACCACGCAAAUAUCGCAGGCCCGUCUCUACACGGAGGCGAGCGUCAAUAUGCAGCAGGCGACCACCGGCAGCAUGGUCAUCGCUGUCGCCUCGGGCAGUGUGCCAGCUCAAGCUCAGGUUCAGGCUCAGGUUCAGCGCGGAGUGCUCACCCACCAGCAAUCGCAAUCGCAGCCUUCCCAGGCACAGCUAAUGGUGCACACCAACAUGGGCAGCCUGCGCCGUCUGCACUCCUAUCCCAGUGAGUCGGAUGGCGAACUGCCUCCUGGGCCGCCGCCACCGACUGGUCCGCGGGCCAGCGAGAUUACAAUGGCCAACGGCGGCAGCAGCAGCAGCAGCAAGCCACCCGUGCCCGAGCGAAACGCUGAAUUGAUCACCAAGGUGGGCCACAAGCGCAUCCCGCCACCUCCGCCGCCACGCACCAGCUCACGCAGUCCACUGGCCAGUCCAACCAGCCCGAAUGUGCCACAGAGCACAGUUGCCGCAGUCAAUUCGAAUGCCAUGGGAAACAGUGUUCACCCAGUGGGUGAACCCGUCGUCGUCCCCCUUGUCGUUAGCGGCGACACCUCAAGCGGGGACAACUCGAGCGGCAAUGAGUCCGGCAACGAUCAUGUCCAGCGUCAGGUGGCUCUCGAGAUGCGCCACCAGGAGCUGCUAAAGAAGCAGAAGAUGUUGCAGGAGCAGUACCAGCGGUUGCAGCAGAUGAGCAAGCUGCCAUCGGUGGAUGUGGCCUGCCCCUCCUCGUCCUCAUCGUCGCAAUCGCAGGACAUGACCGGUGGCGGCGGCGGGAGCAACACGCUGCUCCGGAAGCUGGGCAGCGAGACCAACAUCCAGCAGAAGAUCGCCGCAUUGAGCCUAGCCUGCGAGGCUAGUGGAGCCGCAGCUGCGGCGGCGGCGGCUGCUGCUGCGGCUACCAAUGGUGUGGUGGCCAGUGAUGCUACGAGCGGUGCGAUCGGCGGUGGUGGUGGUGUAGGUGGUGGUGGAGGAGCUGCGGGAACGGCUGGUGCGGGCGCUGCUGCUGCGAACUCCAACUCGAAUUCCCAACACCAGACAGCCAAUACGACGACCACUAAACAGCUGUACGAGACCGAGAUACUUUAACACAACUGGAAAUUGGCGUGGAACGAAGCUAAAAUUGACAUUUAAUCGGAGCGGAGCAUCUGAAAUUGCGGCCUAGACUAGUCCAAGUCGAGUUCUAGUCGAGGCCCUAUCAACACCAUCCCCAAUAUUUGCGUGGAUUACGAUUCCGAUACUGAUUCCGAUUCCGACAGAACAGAACAAAAACGAUGAUUACAAAUGAAUAUGAAUGACAAAGAUUACCUUUUCGUUUGUUAGGGUUUUUGUAUUUACUAUCAUCUAAUUGUCGUACAUAAAUGUGUAUUUGCACAACUCCAGUAACUCCAGCAUCCGAUGUUGUAUGUUAGGUGUUGUCUGUGAAAACGCAAAGCUAAAGAUCGGAAACAAAACUAAAACAAAAACGAAAACAUACAUAUAUCGAAUCGAGUUGAGUCGAGUCACAAAUCAAAAACCGUAUGUCUAAUGCGUAAUCACCAUUUGUGCACCCUCCAUAAAAAAAAAAUGAAACGGGCAUAGGAAAUGUUGUAUAGCAUACCACAUAUACCAUAUACCAUACACCCUAUGCACCAGCGUAAAAAGCCCCAGAUGAAUGUAUUUAUGUAUGUAUUCGCUUACAUUGAUGUACUUGUUGCAUGUUGUGUUUUUGUUGUUGUUUCGAUGAAAUUAUAGGUCACAUAGGUCAAGAGCAGCAGGAGGGGAAGCGAUCAGAGCCCGAGCAUAUUGCAAGACUCCGGCUGCAACACCAUAAGACCCAGCACUAAGCCUAGAUAUAUCCAUGCAAUGUGGAUGAUGUGUCAAUGCCCCAGCAGCGCCCCUUGACCCCGUAUCCCAAAUCAAAAAUCCAGGAUCCCGGAACCAGGACCUGGCCAGAACCCAACCCAACCAACCAACCAACCACACGUAGAACAACCAACACACACUUCUGCAUAGCAAAGCAUAUAACGCUACACCACACACUACACAGUCGUACGUACACAAGCCGAUUUACGAUUAACAAACUAUUAUGCACAUGUACAGAUCUACGUAUGUACUAAAAAUAUGUCAUAGAUUUUUAUUAUUACCUUGGUAUGGGACGUGAGACUGAUAGUUCUAUAUAUGUAGCUCAUCAAGAUACAAUAUGAAAUACGAAAGCAAAAAGAUAUUGUACUUAUUUUUGUUAAACGAUGACUAGCUAAUUUUAUUCCCCACAAAAGGCCACGAGCACUCCCCAUUCCAUUCCUAAAAAAAAAGAGACCUCGAGCUCGUUAUUCUUGAUGGGAAUUUCGGAGAGUGUAGACUUCGGACUACCGAUGGUUUUAUUGUUUACACGAUGCACCUAUCAAAUGGGUAACACAUACACAUAUACUUAGCUCUAUAUGCAUUCAACGCUAGACGCAACAUCGAACAGUGGUCGGUGGUCCAGAACCCAGGUCCCCAUAGACCCCAAAACCAUAUCCAUUGGGUAGGUCACGAUCACGGGCAUUGCCCAAAAAAUCUGUGACAGAUCGACAGGUUUUUUUCCUCCCUACUCUAUCAGGCUUUCGGGUAUUUUGUCGACGAGAUCUCUUGACUGCAUUGUUUUUAGCAAAUCCCAAUAACCCAAAGUUAACCGAGAAUCGGUACAUCAGCAUCGCUAUAUCCCUAAAAUAUAAGUAUGUACAUAUAUGUAUUCCGAUGUUUAGGGGGGCAUAAUGUGGAUGUGGAUGGACAAGACAACCAGCACACUCAUGCACACACAUCGAUUUGUUAUUUUUACUGCUCAGCCAGUAUUACACUUCAGUAUUAUAGGCUAAUUUACGAUUAAAUUUACUUGUAACACACGACUUAAACGAAAUUUGUUGCACCUCUGCCACGUUCUUAUAUCAAUUAGACACUCACAACACACGUAUUUGUUCAAUUUGUUCAAUUUUCGAAGUCUAAGUGAGAUCUCCUCGGUCCGUCAGAUCGGAGGGGAGCUGCACAAGUCAAGCGUUUUAGCAUAGAAUCUAACACUACACGAAAAAGUAACAAUGAACAUUUUAGAGUAUAUGUAUCUGCUACUUGCUACUCAUAUAUGUAUGUAUAAAUUCAUAGUUCUAUUAUAUGUAUAUCCAAUAGCUCAAAUACACACCCUCAAUCCACUUCCCCCCAACCCCCUAGAAGGUCAGGUCACCUUCUCCAGGCUUCUGCUGACGAUACAUACAUACUUUAUGGCCGCCUAUAACGGCUACCAGCCGUAUCUUCUAUAGAGAGGCCCUAUAAGUUUAGAUGCCCCCGGGUGCAAUAGACUUGACUUCAAGACUAAAAUGCCAAAAACACAUACAUAUGUAAACCCUUAGGUGCGCGCUCAAUUCAUUUACAUUUACAUAUACACAAAGACAAAUAUUUACCUAAGUUAGUAGAUUUGUAUUAUUUAUUUAGCGCCAUUCGACGAAUAUGUAUAACAUAUAUUUACAUGCAAAAUCACGCAACGAAUACACAUUUAAAAGAACAUAUAUACAUGCAUACGAAGAUAAUAAAUAACGAACUAUGCGAAAGGCAGUGUUUAAAGGUCCCCUAAUAAUACCAACUCAAGAUAUUUAAGUAUAAAGUUAUACAAGGAAACGUGGCCAAUUCAAAAUGGCAUCGUACACCCAAUUAUAUUCCUUAAAAAAGGCACACAACAAAUCACACUCUCAAUCACACACCAACCAAAAAAAAAAA
This is a messenger RNA of Drosophila suzukii, 6804 nucleotides long. RefSeq names its product coiled-coil domain-containing protein CG32809. Gene Ontology annotation, cellular component: cytoplasm. NCBI's taxonomy places the organism in Eukaryota, Metazoa, Arthropoda, Insecta, Diptera, Drosophilidae. The record is from RefSeq and is a predicted model, not a curated record.